AAUCUGUUUCGAUUCUCCCUGCUUACUAUUAAAUCAACGGAAAGAUGAUUGCAAACGCCACCGUUCCCCGUUUGGCAUCUGUGGCCGCUCAGGCUCUGCAGCGCCGAACGUACUUCUCGGUUACUAGCUCCCUGCCGCAGGUUCGCGUAUCCCUUGGGGAAAAGGUCGUCCACGGUUUGGCCAUCUUCGGGGGAGUUCUCGCGUACCCGGUUUGGGUCGUAACUCACGUUCGCGAGUACAAGGGCGAGCACUAAGCGCAACGGGGCAACAUUCUAGUAAUAUGUAACAGUCGCGGUCCGUGUGCCUCGCAACCCAUCGGCGAUCAGGCACCAUCGUUGGCAGUAUGAAUAAAUGCAAGGAUGAUCGAUGAUCA
This is a messenger RNA of Anopheles cruzii, 373 nucleotides long. RefSeq lists its product as uncharacterized. NCBI's taxonomy places the organism in Eukaryota, Metazoa, Arthropoda, Insecta, Diptera, Culicidae. The record is from RefSeq and is a predicted model, not a curated record. Bases 45 to 254 code for a protein of 69 amino acids. Gene Ontology annotation, biological process: mitochondrial electron transport, cytochrome c to oxygen. The transcript is spliced from 3 exons. Gene Ontology annotation, cellular component: mitochondrion.